GCCUGUGAUACCGAGUGGAGAAUGAAUGGUCAUGUAAAGAGUAUGCAUUUUCAACAGUUUAUGGAACCAGCAGCAACAUUACUCUCUCUCCUGCUGGUUAUGGCUGUUGAUUCAACGAGAACUGUGGCGGCAAGCAGAAACCAGCAGUGUGGGAAUUCUCUGCAACAGACCGUGAAGCUGACCAGACUCGUACAGAAGGAAUCUGUCGACCUAAUCAAAACAUAUAAAGCCUCUCAAGGAGAAAUGGCAGAGCUCUUCUGCAAGGUGUCACUUAACGACGUCCCGGACCCCAACAUCUCCGGCCUGGAGCCCUCGGAGAGGAUAGCGAGCAUCUCCACGCAUCUCCAAGCCUUCUUCCCGCAUUUCAAGCGGGUGUACGAGCAGCAGACGGACUUGCAGUCGCCCACGAGCCCGCUGCUGGCUGAGCUCGCCACCGUCAGCGCUCGAAGCAAGAGCCUGGCCGCUCUCAUAAACAGCUUUUAUCAGAGCCUCUUCCCAAACCUGCCUGUACCGGAGCCAGCAGGGGGGCCGACAACACUACCUCCACCCCAGAACGUCUUCCAGCAGAAGGUCUACGGCUGCGUGGUCCUGAAGACCUACAAGGAGCUGCUGUCAAACGUUUCCAGAGAACUGAGGACUCUAAAAAACAAAGUGUGCAGACGGAGGAUGCAAAUAAACACACUCUUCUUCUGAGGAUGACCUAAGGCUGGCCUUAGACAGUCUGCUUUCAACAACACUUAUACUCACUGGGUUGUUAAAGACUUGAAAAGAUAAGUGAGUAUGAAGGUGGCUGGUACAUCGGUGUAAUGAAGCCUAUUUAUGGUAUUUAAUAUUUAUUUUCUUGCGUGUUUCUGAUGAGAGGAGUGCUGUUAUAAGAUCAAGAGUGUAAAGGUUUCUCUGUAUAUUUAAUUUGUCUAAUAUGUUAUGUAAGGUUCUCUUUUGCUGAUAUAAACUUAUUUGCUGUAUAUGGAAUUAUUAAAGAUACUUUGCAGCUGUA
Messenger RNA from Chelmon rostratus (copperband butterflyfish), 997 nucleotides. It is a transcript of the gene m17, whose product is annotated as IL-6 subfamily cytokine M17. The transcript has 3 exons. Gene Ontology annotation, cellular component: extracellular region. Bases 22 to 693 code for a protein of 223 amino acids. Lineage: Eukaryota; Metazoa; Chordata; Actinopteri; Chaetodontiformes; Chaetodontidae. Gene Ontology annotation, biological process: immune response; ciliary neurotrophic factor-mediated signaling pathway; negative regulation of neuron apoptotic process. The record is from RefSeq and is a predicted model, not a curated record. Gene Ontology annotation, molecular function: ciliary neurotrophic factor receptor binding; cytokine activity.